Molecule: messenger RNA, 2316 nt
Organism: Xiphophorus hellerii (green swordtail)
Lineage: Eukaryota; Metazoa; Chordata; Actinopteri; Cyprinodontiformes; Poeciliidae
Gene: zdhhc2
Product: zDHHC palmitoyltransferase 2
Exons: 13
Coding region: 195-1298 (367 amino acids)
Molecular function (GO): palmitoyltransferase activity
Source: RefSeq, a predicted model, not a curated record
GGCGGUGCGGCAGAGAGGCAUCAGAGGAGCCCGGCGGGGAUGUUGCGACUGAGCUCCCGGUGAGGCUGAUGAUCGCACUCGGAGCCACACGAUGCAGUGACGGCGCCUACGAGAAGAAGCAGGAGACACGCGCCGCGGGAGAAGAGGAGCAGCACUCGAAUGCGCACGGUACGAUGAUCGGCUCGUCGUAGACCAUGGCGCCGUCGGGUCCACGGAGCAUCAAGCGGGGCUGUCAGAGAGUCCUCUACUGGAUCCCGGUCCUGUUCAUCGCCCUCAUAGUGGCGUGGUCCUACUACGCCUAUGUCUUGCAGCUUUGCAUAGAAUCCAUCGAGGACACAGGAGAAAAGGUCGUCUACCUGCUGGCCUACCACGCCAUCUUCAUCAUGUUCGUGUGGGCGUACUGGCAGACCAUCUUCACCAAACCCAUGAACCCCCUGAAGGAGUUCCAGCUGUCCCACUCUGACAAGGAGCUGCUGGAGCGCGAAGAUCGCGGAGAGUCCCAGCAGGAGAUCCUGAGGAGAAUAGCCAAGGAUCUUCCCAUCUACACGCGCACCAACUCCGGAGCGAUCCGUUUCUGUGACCGCUGCCAGCUGCUGAAGCCUGAUCGAUGCCACCAUUGUUCAGUCUGCGAUAAAUGCAUCCUGAAGAUGGAUCACCACUGCCCCUGGGUAAACAACUGUGUGGGAUUCUCCAACUACAAGUUCUUCAUGCUGUUCCUGGCGUACUCUCUACUUUACUGCCUUUUUGUUACCGCCACAGAUCUCCGGUACUUCAUCAAGUUCUGGACAAAGGGCCUCCCGGACACCCAGGCGAAGUUCCACAUCCUGUUCCUCUUCUUCUCGGCCUCCAUGUUUUCCGUCAGCCUGGCUUCCCUCUUCAUUUAUCACUGCUGGCUCGUCUGCAAGAACAGAUCCACGUUGGAGGCAGUGCGUGCUCCCGUGUUUCGUCACGGCACGGACAAGAACGGCUUCAGCCUCGGUUUCACCAAGAACUUCCUCCAGGUGUUUGGGGAUGAGGCCAAAUACUGGCCUGUUCCGGUUUCCUCCAGUUUAGGUGAUGGAUGCUCAUUCCCGACCUGCCUGGUGAAUCUGGACCCUGAACAGUUGUCGUCGCCCUCUGGAUCCAGCUCAGCCAGCAAGAGUGCAGCAGAGGGCCGCCAGUUCCCGUCCAAACCGCUCCGAGAAAGCCAGAGUCGACUGCUCAUCAGCACCUCCUCCUGGUCAGAGAGUGAAGGUGCAGGAGACAAGGACAAGAAGGGUGCCAGUAACCCGGUGAUGACCAUUGAGAACGAGGCGUAACAAUCAUCACACAUGACCAGAAAUGUCAAUGCUGCCCUCCUCCGUGUUUGUGCCUAUCAGAACUUGGCGUGAUUGGCGGCGACGUCCUCUGACGUCUGCCGUCACGCAAAGCGACUCGACCGACGAGCGGUCCGGGAUUUACCGCUGCCGUCAGAAAGUCAAGUGGAGUGGAAAAAAAAUGUAUUAAUUGAAAAAAAAAAAAAUGGAGAUUGCAUUCCAGUCAUCUGCUCUUCUUUGGAUGUAAAUAAGCACAGAGAUGCAGUCGAGAGAGGGCUGCAUUUUGUUUUCCAACUUAGCUUUUUUUCUUUUAUGUUGCGUUCAAGAACCACCUGCUGCUGGUUUUUACCUGAUUCUUUGGCACAUCAAGAAAAAAAAAAAAAAAAAUUGCUGAGCGACAUCGACGCUCUCUCUCUCUGACAUUCCUUUCUCUUGUGAAAUGUUUGUUCUGUUCGUUUCCACACGCAUCAUGGUGAGUAUUGUAAACGUGAAAGAGUCGCAUGCUCUCAUCUCAGGAUGUCGACGCAAACGCAAUGCUGGUAACGACAUAAAGAAGAAGAAGAAGAAAUUGUAGUAAUUAGUAAAAAAAAAAAUUUUGUUAUUAAAAAAGGGCUCUUUUGACUCUGAGUGGCCUGAGUGAGGAUGUCACUGAAACAUCUGCUGGAGCUCACGUCUAACUGCUGCCCACACGCUUCCCGACUGUUUCCGCUCCUGGACGGAGUUUCUGCAACCGGCGACAACCGGCCGCCGUCGAAAAGCAGAGACUGUUCAGCGUUUGGCUGAAUUAUUGAAAAACAAAACAACAACAAAAAACAACAUGUCUUGUACAGUCACUUUAGGCUGGAAAUGACUACAUUACUAAACUGUAACUCAAUAGUGCUUUCAAGAAUGUACACUUUGAAAAGCUUCGUUGUGACUUCUAUUUUUCUAUCUUUCUGUCUGUGAGACGACGUGGAUGUGCGAGGCGGGCGACGUAACAGUUGAGAUGCCUUAUGGGAAUAAAAUGAGCUCAUCCUCUGUG